AGCUUCAAUGUCAUCUUAUUUUGUAAUGCUACCGAUUUAGCGGUAGUACAUGAUAACUAAAUAUAUAAACAAUGUCGAAUUUAACGUCUAGAUUAUCGAUUUUGGCGAGAUGUGCAAAUCAACACAUUCUUGCUUCCUUUAACAUGGUCAGAGCAACAGUUGCAUGUACAGAGUCUCGGAGACCCAUAUCAUGUUCCAGUGCUGUCAGACAGCAGGACUCGGCCGAGGAGGUUCCAGAUACUCCCAAGACCAGCUCCAGAGAGUUCAGUAUGUAUCCACCUAUGCCAGGGGAGGACAGUGCGUUGAGAUGGGGUGGGAUGAAAUUUGAAGAUUUACCAAUUUGUCACAUUAAAGCCACAUACAACAACACACACAUACACGUAACAGACUACAGUGGGGAGUAUAUGGCUAGAACCUCCUGUGGAGCUGAAGGGUUCAAGAAUUCGAAGAAGUCAACAGCGAUUGCUGCCCAGACAGCUGGGAUCUCCGCUGCUGCAAAGGCGCAGGCGAAGGGGGUGAUGACCGUGCGGGUGGUGGUCAAAGGCCUCGGCCCCGGGCGCUUGGCGGCCAUCAAGGGUUUGUCCAUGGGGGGUCUAGAGGUGGUGUCCAUCACGGACAACACCCCCGUGCCCCAUAACGGCUGCCGCCCCCGUAAGGCUCGCAGGAUAUGAGGCGCAACGUGAGCGCCCACGGACCCACUGAGCCCUGCUGCCCGUAGGAGUCGCCAUGCCAUGCCACGCCACACAACCCACCUGUGCCAUGCAUGCCCCUGCGGUAGUACCCGAGAGUGCAGCCAUGCCAUCCAUGUCAUUCAUCCAGCCAGCAGUGCUCAGAAGUCGAGUCCCACGUCAUUUCUCAGUUACGUUUACUGUUUUGGUUGUGUAUAAAUGUUCAUUAAUAAAGAAAAACGCAUAAA
Messenger RNA from Sardina pilchardus (European sardine), 916 nucleotides. RefSeq names its product mitochondrial ribosomal protein S11 (gene mrps11). The transcript has 6 exons. Gene Ontology annotation, cellular component: mitochondrial small ribosomal subunit; ribosome. NCBI's taxonomy places the organism in Eukaryota, Metazoa, Chordata, Actinopteri, Clupeiformes, Clupeidae. Bases 72 to 671 code for a protein of 199 amino acids. Gene Ontology annotation, biological process: mitochondrial translation. The record is from RefSeq and is a predicted model, not a curated record. Gene Ontology annotation, molecular function: structural constituent of ribosome.